AAUUUUGAUUAUUAUAGAUACUUUAAUGUGCCAAUCAUUUACUUCUGUGCCAAAAACUUAUAUCAGAGCAGCCGACGAAUUACUUCCUCUUUCACAUGCCAGUCGUCUAGCUAGUCUUCCCAGCCUUUCCCCUCUUCCAUUUUCUCAUCGCCACCCUUCCCUAGCAUUAACAACCGGUGCCGGUUCAGCUUCACAUCCUUCUCGAUUUUCGCCUUUAGAACCUCAACGGCCUCCUAGAGCCAUUCCCCAGUCCUUAACAAAAUCGUUGCCUAAAAGACAAGGAAGGAUGACGACAGAAAAAAAUUUGGACGAAUUAGCCCCCCUCGGCAAUGAAUGGGAAAAAUCACAGCCUGGAACUGGAAUUUGUGGAAAAUGUGUUCUUUGUUUAUUACUUAAUGCGGUGUUUGUUUUGGCCCUUUUUCUUGCUUUUCUGAUUGGACAUUUUGCGUCUGAAGCACAUUUACCUUUAAAUAAUAAAACUGACAACUUAACUUUAAAUAAUUUAUUACUAACCUCUAAUAAUGCGACAAUUGGUAAACUUAAUCAGACAGCUUCGACUUUACAAAAUCAGACGGAAAUGAAACAAAAGGAUUUAGAAUUUGUGAAGAAUAUUGAAAGAACAAGACAAACAAUUAAAGAUGUUUAUCCCCCACAACUUUACGAUUCUGAAAGUUUUUUUGAUUCUCAAAGUGACCAAGAUUUUGCAUUAUUAUCUCCUUUUAACAACGAUGUUCACCAUUCCACUACAAAAUUAAUUUCUCGUUCGGAUUACCCGUUAGUUCCUCUUCCAAGAAUUGCUUUACCUAGGCAUUACAAUGUUGAUUUAGAUUUAACAGAAUUUUAUGGCGUAGUUGAUUGGCCUAGAAUACGUGGAAAUCUUUCAAUUUUAUUAGAAGCUUUUGGCAAUGCAACAGAUGACGAACUUUUAUUUAACGCUGGGACUAAUAUUUUUAUUCAACGGAUUCGUCUUUAUCGCCAAACUGAGUUUGGAAAAGUUGUGGUUGAAAUUAAGUCUGUUAAGAGGCAUAUAGAACGUGAAUUUGUUCGUUUAAUUUUGGGGGAAAGAUUGAGUGUUGGAUGGUAA
Molecule: messenger RNA, 1084 nt
Organism: Meloidogyne enterolobii
Lineage: Eukaryota; Metazoa; Nematoda; Chromadorea; Rhabditida; Meloidogynidae
Source: the annotation of a GenBank genome assembly